AUGUUUGGAAAGCGAAGGUGGAGACGAGGUAUUGAGAGCCACAGCGCGUGUUUUGUACUCGCCAGCGGCUUUGUGGGGCCGACUGCAGCUGUGGAGGAGGCUUUGGAGGAGGCUGUGGAGGAGGAGGCUGUGGAGGAGGAGGCUGUGGAGGAGGCUGUGGAGGAGACUGUGGAGGAGGCUGUGGAGGAGGCUGUGGAGGAGGAGGCUGUGGAGGAGGAGGCUGUGGAGGAGGCUGUGGAGGAGGCUGUGGAGGAGGCUGUGGAGGAGGCUGUGGAGGAGGCUGUGGAGGAGGCUGUGGAGGAGGAGGCUGUGGAGGAGGCUGUGGAGGAGGCUGUGGAGGAGGCUGUGGAGGAGGCUGUGGAGGAGACUGUGGAGGAGGAGGUGGAGGAGGAGGCUGUGGAGGAGGAGGCUGUGGAGGAGGCUGUGGAGGAGGCUGUGGAGGAGACUGUGGAGGAGGCUGUGGAGGAGGCUGUGGAGGAGACUGUGGAGGAGGCUGUGGAGGAGGCUGAUGAGGCUGUGGAGGAUGAGGCUGUGGAGGAGGAGGCUGUGGAGGAGACUGUGGAAGAGGCUGUGGAGGAGGCUGUGGAGGAGGAGGCUGUGGAGGAGGCUGUGAAGGAGGCUGUGGAGGAGGCUGUGAAGGAGGCUGUGGAGGAGGCUGUGGAGGAGACUGUGGAGGAGGAGGCUGUGGAGGAGGCUGUGGAGGAGGAGGUGGUGGAGGAGGAGACUGUGGAGGAGGAGACUGUGGAGGAGGAGGCUGUGGAGGAGGCUGUGGAGGAGGUUGUGGAGGAGACUGGAGGAGGCUGUGGAGGAGGAGGCUGUGGAGGAGGCUGUGGAGGAGGCUGUGGAGGAGGUGCUGUGGAGGAGGAGGCUGUGGAGGAGGUGCUGUGGAGGAUGAGGCUGUGGAGGAGGUGA
Knipowitschia caucasica is the source of this 912-nucleotide messenger RNA. The record is from the annotation of a GenBank genome assembly. NCBI's taxonomy places the organism in Eukaryota, Metazoa, Chordata, Actinopteri, Gobiiformes, Gobiidae.